AUGUCGUGUUCAAAAUUAUUUUUAGGAGAUUUACCUGCUGAAUUAACUUACGAAAUUAUAAAAUAUUUUCAGAAUGAUUUUUCAACUUUACAUUCAUGCAUUUUUGUUAACAGAUUAUUGUGUCGUUUAGUAAUUCCAUUAUUAUGGGAAAAUCCAUUUUCAUUUCAUACCGGAAAAUAUGAUUUUAUUGAAAUUUACUUAAAUCAUGAAUAUAAAAUUAUUAAUAAUACGUUCAAUUGUUUUUUAAAAUAUUUGAAUACAUUUGAGUUAUUCAUUUCUGUUGCUAAGUGGUUUGAUUCUGCUAGGAAUUCAAAAUUCGGAAUUAGAACAGGUGUUUCUGAACAAAAUUUUGAGAGAUUUAUUACUAUGUCACUAUUUAAAAUUUUUAUUAAAAAUGAAGUAAAUUUACAUACUCUUGAAAUUAAGGCCGCAAUUAUUUAUUACAGAGAACUUAAUGAAAUUCUUGAGUUAAUUUUGCAAAAUCAAAAUUUUAUUCACAAUAUUGGAAAUUUGAAAGUUAAUUAUAUCAGAGGUGAUAACGACAAUACGAUAAUUAAUAACCAUAUAUCACAAAUAAUUCAUUUACAUCAAAAUCUUAAGAAAAUUUUAAUAUAUGGAAAUUUUUUAUCUUUAUGUCAAUUAUUAUUAUCAAAAGAUUAUUAUUGGUCAAAUACCUUAAAUAUUAUCAUUUUCUAUGACGUCGAUUUUAGUGUAGUAAUCAAUCUUGAUAAAGUAUUUGAACGAUUAAAUGUUUUAGAAUCCAUUCAUAUCAUUAAUUGUUCUUUAAAUAAUUAUUUUACUCAACAAAUUAUUAAUUUGACUAAACCAUUUAAAUUAAAAUCUUUAAUUUUAAAUGAGGUAACACAAAUUGAAUCAUUGCAACAAUUAUUACUAAAAUCUGGGAAAAUUCUCCCUUCUAAAUUAGAUUACAUAAGUUUAGAUUUUACUAUUAAAGAAAGUGAUUUUAGAGUAUUCUUAGAAAAUUCUCAGUAUAUUUUUAUUAAUAAAUUGUUAAUAAAACUAAAAAGUGGUAGUGAUGAUAUUUUAAAUUACAUAAAGAAAUAUAUUAUGAAGGAAAAAAGAGUCAAGUAUUUGGCUAUUAAGAAUAUUAAAAAUGGAGAAUUGUUUGAUUUGAAAGAUGAAGUGAGGGAAUUCAAGUUACAUAAUAUUAUAGUCCGAAGAUAUAGUGAUUUAGUUAUUGACUUUGAUGAUAAUGAUGACUAUAUAUGGAAUAUUGAUAAGUUAUAA
Molecule: messenger RNA, 1248 nt
Organism: Rhizophagus irregularis DAOM 181602=DAOM 197198
Lineage: Eukaryota; Fungi; Glomeromycota; Glomeromycetes; Glomerales; Glomeraceae
Source: RefSeq, a predicted model, not a curated record